Molecule: messenger RNA, 849 nt
Organism: Kluyveromyces lactis
Lineage: Eukaryota; Fungi; Ascomycota; Saccharomycetes; Saccharomycetales; Saccharomycetaceae
Gene: RRG8
Product: Rrg8p
Exons: 1
Coding region: 1-849 (282 amino acids)
Source: RefSeq, a predicted model, not a curated record
AUGAGUAAAGGUUGGAGGAAACUAUUCGUUUCUAGAGGCGAUGGGACUAAGAAUUCUUUGAAGAAGACGUUGAAAGUACCAGAGGUACGAAGUCCCUUAUUAACGAAUUUCCAUCGAUGGGCAGGGAAAGAGCGGGUCUUGAAACUUACUGACAAGGAGCAGGUCACUGAAGCGGUUGGAAAUAGUUCAUGGGACCUUAGUAAGAACCUUUUUGCUAAUUUACUGGCCUCACCAAUGAGAAGUGACAAGGCAUCGCGAUUCAAGUUCCCCAGAGAUUUAUUGAUUCAAAUGAAACUGGUGCAAACUGGUAAUGAGAAUCCGGGGAAGUUAGCAACAUUGAUGCCACUGAUAAAUAUGAAGAGCGGUAAAAGCAGUUCAUACGUAGCGAACAGUUUGAAGAUAUUUAAAGGGAAGAAACCUGGUUUAGGUCAAUUAGUUCCAACUGCAGUCAAUGAUUCGGGGAUUGCUAACAUAUCGUUGUCAGACAUUGUGCUAGACAAGAGUCUAUUCACGGAAAAGCAUCAGGAGGAGCUACUACAGUGCAUUGAGAAUUGCAUGACACAAUUAGUUGACCGGCGAAAGUCUUCUGUUCCAGUCGUAGUUGAAGAUUGGGAUGUAGUAUUGACAUACGAUCACAAUAAUGACAACGAUAUAGAGCUUGUACGGCUUAAGCAGUUACCCAAAGAUCCCACUGUAAUAAUCUUGAAUUUAAAGGUAGUAGAAAAUGAUUCGAUAAGGGCUUUGAUUAAUGAUAAAUUGAAGAAUCAUGAAGUUGGUGUCGUUUUGAAGUUCUUGAAAGAUGAACGUCUGAUACGAUUAGUGUAUAGUCUACUUAAUUUCUCUAAAUAG